This is a messenger RNA of Rotaria sp. Silwood1, 4785 nucleotides long. NCBI's taxonomy places the organism in Eukaryota, Metazoa, Rotifera, Eurotatoria, Philodinida, Philodinidae. The record is from the annotation of a GenBank genome assembly.
AUGGCAUCUGUCACCUCAAUUUCAACAACAAUCGAUGACAUUAUUCAUCGAGCAAGUGAAGUAAAAGUGCUUCAAGACCAUUUCAAAUUGAUCACAACUAGUUUAGCUCGUCUUCGGAAUGAAUUGAAUGAUACAAUUGAAACAUUGCAUCAAACUCGUACACAACAAGAUCUUGCACUAAUAUUAAAAGCCAUUAAUGAAAUUGUUACAAGUUGCAGUCAAAAUGAAAAUAAUCUUAAUGGUAUAACCUAUAAAGACCUCGAAUCUAUAUUGUUUCGUCUUCAAUUUCGACUCAUUCAACUUGAAACCAAUACAAAAGACGACUAUCAAUUGAGAGCUCAAAUGCUUAGCAACGCAUAUCAAGAACAGCAACGUAUUAUGCAGAAAUCUUUUGAUGAGAUGACGAAAGAAAGAUUAGGAGCUAUGGAAAAGAAUACAAUAGAACAACUACGUCUCUUACGUGAAAAAUACACAAAAACAAUUGAAUCCUAUCUUCGCAGUUGUAUUGAAUUACAUCAAAAUGAGUCAUUUACUGAUCUCACUGGUGAAAUUGUUGCCAAAGUUGCUCAUAUGUCUUAUCAAAUAUCUUCCGAAGAUCAAACUCAACUAGAACUCAAUUGGAAAUCAUGCAAACUCCCACUCACAAGUAAAUUCAUUCAAUUUAAACCUGAUAAAUCUACAGUAUUCGAAAGAAAUGAAUCACGACGAUUGUUAAUGAACAAUAAAGACACUAUGCUACGAACUAUACAUAUCAGAAAAGAGGCAUCAGCAGGAAUAUGGAAACAAUUGCUUUCAGCACCCUACAUGAUGUCAAUGGUUGAUAGAGAUCGCGAUUCAAAAGAAGAUAAUAUUACUGAAGAAACUAUUAUUCGAACAAAACGUUGGAUUAGUAUUUCAGGUAAUGCAGGAAGUGGCAAAACAAGUUUUGUUCGACAAAUUGUUCGUCAACUAGCUGAAACAUUUCUACUCAAUGAACAACAUUCAACAAAUUAUGGUCCUCUUCGUAUACCGAUUUUGAUUGGUAUUAGCGACUUUGUCGAAAUAUUGAAAGAGCAACCAUCACUUACUUUAUUUGAUUAUAUUGGAAAGCAUAAAUGGUUGGGAAACUCAAUUAUCGAUGAUGCAUCUAUUUCUAUUGAUGAUUUAUCUUAUGCUCUUCAAGAUUACAUAAAACAAGGCCAAGCUCUAAUUAUACUUGAUGGUCUUGACCAAAUUUCAUUUCUCAAUCAACGAUCAAAAAUUAUCGAUGUAAUUCAAACGUUUGUUGAUACUUAUUUUCAAACACCUACGAAUGUAUCUAUCUUCGACAAUCCAUAUCUAAGUAAACUGCUUGAUGAUCCAUCUCAAUCUGGAGGCAAUCAAAUUAUUAUUACAAGUCGUAUAGUUGAUUAUUAUGCUGCUCCUCUAGCUGGACAAUUCGCUCAUUACACAAUUCAGCCGAUGAAUAGGGAACAUAUCAAAGAUUUUAUUGAUUAUUGGUUUUUUCAUGUUCAUCAACAGAUAAUCGAGAUUGUAAACUCUUCAAUAGUUAAUCAAGGAAAGAUUCAGAGUGAAGCAUUGAAAAAAGAAUUGGAAAAACCUGAAAAUGUAACUCUUAUUGAUAUGGCUUCUAAUAUUUAUUUAGUAUCAUUUAUUUGCACUCUAUGUUUUAAUCAAUUCGAUGGUUCACCAUUACCUACUCAACGCAUUCUUCUAUAUGAUCAAAUUAUCAAUUCUAUGCUCAAUUUGUCGAUUAAUAAACGAUCCACGAUUGAAAUGUCAAAAUUGAUUCAAAUUUUAAGUGACAUUGCUAUUUAUAUUCAUGAUUAUUCAUCAUCAGGUCUUAUUGAUGAAGAACAAAUGAAAGACAUAUGUAUUAAAUCAAUCCAAACUUCUUUGGAUAAAACAUUAUUUACCGAAGAAGAUCUUCAGGAUAUUGAAAGUCAAGCCUUUGAAUUUAUACGAAUUAUUCGUGAAGAUACAGGUUUUUUAGUUGCUCGAGGUGAAUCACUUUAUGGUUUUCUUCAUUUGACAUUUCAAGAAUAUUUCACUUGUUUAAAACUUAUUGAAGUAGAUUCAUCAAAACAAAAGAAAUUCAUUACUGAUAGACUCGAUCGAAAAAAUGAAAUUCAACUUAUUGCUAAAUUACUUCGUCAUCACACAAAUGAUCCACGUUUUCGUAUACCAAUUGUACUAGCAUUAGGCAAGAUUAGUUCUUCUUGGUCUCAAAAUGAUUUUGAUAAUCUAUGUUAUGAAUUUAUUCAAGAUGAAAAUCAAUCUAAUUCUCUUCUUCCACUUUGUGCUUUUAUGUUAAUUACUUGUGUUGAUGAUCUUGUUAAGUAUCCUGCCGAUGAAAUUCUAUUCAAGGCUUUAGAUUGUUUAAUAAUUGCAGCUGGUCAACAUAAAUGGUCAAUUGUUUCUCCAUUUCUAUUUGAUCAAAUGACAGUUGCAUUAAAAAAAUUUCGAAAUGAUAUUAUUCAACAAUGGAUUAACAAUUUAUUAUCACGAUCGUCUUCACAUGAUAUUCAAACAAUAUCGAGUCUUUGUCAUUUUAUCGAAGGAAAACCUCAUGAAUUUGAAAAUAUUAAAUGGUUAAAUCAAUCAUUUUGUUCAAUGCUGCAAACUUUGUCAACACUUGAUAAUGAAAAUAAUGAAUUUGCUAUUGAUCGAUUAUUAGUUAAAAUUGCUUACUCAAAUCAUCAUUUAUUACCUAUCGAUCCAAAUACAUUUAAAGGAUUUCUUCUUCAAAAAGAAAUAGAAGUGAAUUCAAUACCUAUUGUUCUCUUUCCUUUAAUCAUUACUUUAUAUGGUGGUUUAAAAAGAAAUGAUCAAGCUGUCAUUUUCGAUCCAUCUUAUAUACAUCGAGAAUGUUCAAUAAUAACACCAGCUUUAAUAAGUUUCUUUUGUGAACAAGAUCCAAAUAGUCAAAAUCAAAAUUUGAAAAAGUUACAAGAAGAAUGUUUAAAAUCAUUUUUAGUACGCAUGAAUAAUCAUGAUGAAUGUCCCCAAUCCAUUGAUUUAUGCACUGCAAUUAUUUGCUUUUAUAAUAUUGAAUAUUUGCAAGAUAAUUUAAGUACCAUAUCGAAUUCAUUUUUAUGUAAGUGUAUGAAUAGAUUAAAAUAUAUUUCAAUGAUUUUACGUCAAUUCUUUUUUACUGCUGAUCGAAAUGAUCGAUGGAUGGAAGAUGAAAUAACAAAAUUUAUUUCAACUGCAAUCGAAAAAUUUCAGUAUGUUGAAGCAACAAGAAUUCAUUUUUUAGAUUUAUUAAAUUCACUAGGAAGUAGUGUAGCUCGUUUGCGAUCGUCUUCAAAAUCUAUUUUUAUGGAAGGAGUUUCAAGAGUUGAUAAGCGAAUAACAUUACAUUUGACUAAUUCUCUUCGAAAAAAUAAGUUUCUCAAUAGUCUUUUAGUGACAGAUAUACAAUUUGAUUCUAAUCAAAAAUCUUGCUCAUUACUUCAUCAGUUUACCAAACUUUUCUGGGUAUUAGACCACAAUGAUGAAUACAGAACACAAUACAGAAUGGCAGUUGCUAUGGAUACAGUACCGCAAUAUUUAGUUUUCCGAAAUGAUGAAGACCUUUUAUUUACAUUAACAUUUGUUCCUGUACAUUUACGAAAUCUCUAUGUUAGAUUAUUGAAAGAAAACUUUAUUACGAUCAAUUCAAGAAAUGCCACAAUGAAUAACAAACCACAUCUAUAUUUUGGUCACAUUCUAAUUGAAUGUUUUAUAUUGUUAUCAAAUGCAUCGUGCAAUACACUGUCUAUUUUCGCUGCUGUAAUUGCUCUGCUACCUUGGCUUCGAGUUCAUAACUUAGAAAACUUUGGUAGUAGUCGUUUAUGGUCAUUGGCUCUAGAAGAUUCUGACACUUUGGGCAGUUUUGAACAAAAGAGACAACGUUCAAUGGAUAAUCAAACCGGUCGAUACACAGAUACAGAUAAAGAUAUUUUUGACGGGAAGGAUCUAACAGAUGAACAGCGAAAAAUACUAAUUCAACAUCAUAUUGAACAAGAAUAUGAAAGGCUUCAAAAUGCGAGAAUGGAAAACGAUGAAAAAAAUAUGAAACUUUAUUCCGCAUCGAUAUCUUUAGCACAUAUUUGCCGUUGGGCUGAAGAUGAAAGAAGAUUAUCUUUAUUAGAACAAAGUAUAAAUGGUGCAAUGUCAAUUGAAAAUAAAAUUGCUCGUCUUGAUGCAUUAUGUGCCAUUGCUUUUUACGCUCACACAGAUUUUGAUAAACUUGAAGUAAGUAGAGAUAUGUCUCUACAAAAAGAAAUUGAACAUCAGUUCAACGAAAUUUAUUCAGAUCUUCCUCUUCUAUUACAUGCUGCUAUUUUCCUUCGAUGUUUACCACUACUUCAACAUUCACAAAUGAUUAAUGAUUGUCUUGAAAAACUCUUUUCUAAAUUUGAAAAUACUGAUCAACGAGAUCAACAAGCAGUCAAUGAAGCGUUAUUACCAUAUAUACAAUCAACUUAUGUUUUGUCGUCUAUUACAAAUAGUUUCUCACUUGGUUUAAUAGACAAUAUCAAAACAAUACAUAAUAAAUCUGUUGUCUUGAAAAAAUAUUUUCCUUUUGUUACACAUGAAAAUGUAUCAUUUACAUUAUUUAUUUCAAUUUUUUUUAUUUCGGAAUUAACCAGCGAUCUUCGUGACUAUAUUAAGACAGAUAAUCGCAAAUUCGUCAUUGAUGAAUCAAUUGUAACAAAGCUAUUUCAAGUCGACAAUUGUAUACUGACAGAAACACAAGCAUUUACAAUAACAAAUAUUCUUGCCUUUAUUUCAUUACCAGAUCAAUCUAAACAGUUUUGA